UCUCACCUGGGAACUGCUCUGUGCUCCUGGGUGAUGCAGCAGAUUCUCAGUUUCAGAGCUCUGGCUUAAGAUCAAAUCACCCUGAGGUGGAAGAUUUGAAGCUGAAGAGGUUCCAGGUGAUCCUGAACUGCAUGCUUUGUUAAUCCCUCCUAGCAGAUGAUAAGAAGCAGUAAGCCUGUGUCAGGUGGAUCUCCUCUCUUGCCCUGUAGCCAUGCUUUCAGUUUCAAGCUAAUUUCCCAUCGUUUCUGCCUUGUUCUCAAAAUGGAGUAAGCAAAAAAUGUGGCUCCAGAUAUUCCCAAACUUAGGAGCCGGAGGAGGAAAUGACAUUCAGUGGUGUUUUUCUCAGGUGAAAGGUGCUGUGGAUGAUGAUGUAGCAGAAGCGGAUAUAAUUUCUACGGUAGAAUUUAACCAUUCUGGAGAGCUGUUAGCAACAGGAGACAAAGGAGGGCGAGUCGUCAUCUUUCAACAGGAGCAGGAGAACAAAACCCAGUCUCACAGUAGGGGAGAAUACAAUGUUUACAGUACCUUUCAAAGCCAUGAACCAGAGUUUGACUACUUGAAAAGUUUAGAAAUUGAAGAGAAGAUCAACAAAAUUAGGUGGUUACCCCAGAAAAAUGCUGCUCAAUUUUUAUUGUCUACAAACGAUAAAACAAUAAAGUUAUGGAAAAUCAGUGAAAGGGACAAGAGACCAGAGGGCUACAACCUGAAAGAGGAAGAUGGGCGGUACAGGGAUCCUACUACAGUCACAACACUACGGGUGCCAGUAUUCAGGCCCAUGGACCUCAUGGUUGAAGCUAGUCCACGAAGAAUAUUUGCCAAUGCUCACACGUAUCACAUCAAUUCCAUCUCCAUUAAUAGUGACUAUGAAACGUACCUAUCUGCAGAUGACCUGCGGAUUAAUUUGUGGCACCUAGAAAUUACAGACAGAAGUUUUAAUAUUGUAGAUAUUAAGCCUGCCAACAUGGAAGAGCUGACAGAGGUGAUAACAGCUGCAGAGUUCCACCCAAACAGCUGUAAUACAUUUGUAUACAGCAGCAGUAAAGGAACAAUUCGUCUCUGUGACAUGAGAGCAUCUGCCCUCUGUGACAGGCAUUCGAAAUUGUUUGAAGAACCAGAAGAUCCCAGCAACAGAUCGUUUUUCUCUGAAAUCAUCUCUUCCAUAUCUGAUGUCAAAUUUAGCCAUAGUGGUCGUUACAUGAUGACUAGAGAUUAUCUGUCGGUGAAGAUCUGGGAUUUAAAUAUGGAGAACAGACCUGUGGAAACAUACCAGGUGCAUGAAUACCUCAGAAGUAAACUUUGUUCACUGUAUGAAAACGAUUGCAUUUUUGACAAAUUUGAAUGCUGCUGGAACGGAUCAGACAGCAUCGUCAUGACAGGAUCUUACAACAACUUCUUCAGGAUGUUUGACAGAAACACGAAACGCGACGUCACCUUGGAGGCGUCUCGGGAGAACAACAAACCCCGCACGGUUCUGAAGCCACGCAAAGUGUGUGCGAGCGGUAAGAGAAAGAAGGAUGAGAUCAGUGUUGACAGCUUAGACUUCAACAAGAAGAUUCUACACACGGCCUGGCAUCCCAAGGAAAACAUCAUUGCUGUAGCUACUACAAACAACUUGUAUAUAUUUCAAGACAAAAUGAAUUAGGGUUGGCAUUCCUAACUGAAGAGUCCACUUCCUGCAUAGUUGAAAUAGUUGAAUCUAGCAUUUGUACCUGUAAACGAAAGAGAAUGAGAGGUCCAUUAUGGCACCCCUUUCCAGUGUUUAAAAUGUGCCAUAUGACAACACACUUUUAUAGCUACAUGGAGAAAGCUCUGUUGAUGUGUCACGGAGCUCUCCAUGUCUGCUAGCCAUUUAGGUGAGGAUAGGGCACUUUUUAAUUUAAAUGACUACUUGCACCAUCUUGCCUAAUGGACUAGAUUGGACUGUAUCAACAUCGGUUUACUCCACUUUUUAUGCCUUCCAUUGUGAUGACGUCAAACACAGGGAAAGCCUUCAAUCAUGCUAUGGGAUUUAAUUGUGUAACCUCAUUACUGUAUCAUUUGUGGCCCCUUUUUUUUAUUAAAUACAGCUCAUUCUUGCUGUGGCUUGUAGCAUUCCUCCUUCUGGCUUCCUGGACUCCCCCUUUCCCUUUCAUCCCCCUCCACCUCGCCCUGGUGGUGGUGUAUAGAGGAAAAGAAACAAAAAACACAAAAUAAAGCACAUGAGAUGGGUCCGUUUGGGGUCAGUGGUAAAGGGGGUCUGUGUUGCAACAAAUGUUUUAAUGAACAGUUGACUGUAAUCACUCCUUGCCGUGUCUGGCACCAAGAAAAAGAGAGAAAAUAAGGAGAAAAAAAAAAACUACUGAAUAAAAGUGACAAAGAAUGGAGAAUCUGUUUUCUUUUUUUAAUCUACCUCUUUAUACAAAUACUCUGUGUUUUACCUUAGAUGCAUGAAAAUAAAUGAUGUUUUUUGUAAUGAUUUUAA
Lagopus muta (rock ptarmigan) is the source of this 2461-nucleotide messenger RNA. RefSeq names its product protein phosphatase 2 regulatory subunit Balpha (gene PPP2R2A). The transcript is spliced from 12 exons. Gene Ontology annotation, molecular function: protein binding; protein phosphatase regulator activity. Gene Ontology annotation, cellular component: protein phosphatase type 2A complex; cytosol. Bases 278 to 1642 code for a protein of 454 amino acids. The record is from RefSeq and is a predicted model, not a curated record. Gene Ontology annotation, biological process: peptidyl-serine dephosphorylation. NCBI's taxonomy places the organism in Eukaryota, Metazoa, Chordata, Aves, Galliformes, Phasianidae.